GCAAGGCACGCGCGAGGCAGAAAUCCGGGUGCCUGGAUGUUGGAUAAUCGGGGGCGACCAGGAGCUCCGGAGGCCCGACGACCAAGUCGCGGACUCGUCGCCCUGGGAUUGGACAUAUGCAAGUGGGAGACUUGGGUCUGGCGCUCUAAAUCGAGGGUGGGGGAAAUCGAGGGUGGGGGGGUGUGCUCGGGCUUGGUCGCCAGGAUCGGAUCGGCGGACCUCUGACUCAGCGUGAGGUCCCCAACUGACGUCCCUCCAGCACCGGAGGUGUCUGGCCAAGUCCUUCAAGACCCCUCAGGGUGACAUGGCUGAAGCGCACCAGGCCGUGGGCUUCCGACCCUCGACGACCUCGGACGGGGCCGAAAUGGAGCUCAGUGCCCCGGUGUUGCAGGAGAUCUACCUCUCCGGACUGCGCUCCUGGAAAAGGCACCUCUCCCGUUUCUGGAAUGACUUUCUCACUGGUGUGUUCCCCGCCAGCCCGCUCAGCUGGCUCUUCCUCUUCAGUGCAAUCCAGCUCGCCUGGUUCCUCCAGCUGGAUCCUUCUCUAGGACUGAUGGAAAAGAUCAAAGAGUUGCUGCCAGACUGGGGUGGAGAGCACCACAGGCUUCGGGGAGUCCUGGCCGCAGCGCUGUUUGCUUCGUGUCUGUGGGGAGCCCUGAUCUUUACCCUUCACGUGGCCCUGAGGCUGCUUCUGUCCUACCAUGGCUGGCUCCUUGAACCCCACGGAGCCAUGUCCUCCCCCACCAAGACCUGGCUGGCCCUGGUCCGCAUCUUCUCCGGCCGCAAAACAAUGCUCUUCAGUUACCAGCGCUCCCUGCCACGCCAGCCCGUGCCCUCGGUGCAGGACACCGUGCGCAAGUACCUGGAAUCUGUCCGGCCCAUCCUCUCCGACGAGGACUUCGACUGGACGUCAGUCCUCGCGCAGGAAUUCCUGAGGCUGCAGGCGUCGCUGCUGCAGUGGUACCUGCAGCUCAAGUCCUGGUGGGCGUCCAAUUACGUCAGUGACUGGUGGGAAGAAUUCGUGUACCUGCGCUCCCGGCACCCGCUGAUGGUGAACAGCAACUAUUACAUGAUGGACUUCCUGUACGUCACUCCCACACCAGUGCAGGCCGCUCGUGCUGGGAACGCAGUCCAUGCCCUCCUCCUAUACCGCCACCGCCUGAACCGCCAGGAGAUCCUGCCUACUCUGCUGAUGGGAAUGCGGCCCUUGUGCUCUGCCCAGUAUGAGAAGAUAUUCAAUACCACACGCAUUCCCGGCAUCCCAAAAGACCACAUCCGCCAUCUCCGGGACAGCCGACACGUGGCCGUCUUCCACCGAGGCCGAUUCUUCCGCGUGGGGACCCACUCCCAGAGCGGCCUGCUCUCCCCGCGGGCCCUGGAGCAGCAGUUCCAGCGAAUCCUGGACGACCCCUCCCCCGCCUGCCCCCAGGAGGAGCAUCUGGCUGCCCUGACCGCCGCACCCAGGGAUGUGUGGGCCCAGGUGCGGAGUUCCCUGAAGAUCCAGGCCAAGGAUGCCUUGGAGGCCGUGGAAGGAGCUGCCUUCUUUGUAUCACUGGACUCGGAGCCUGCAGGGCUCACCAGGGAAGACCCCGCAGCUUCACUGGAUGCCUAUGCCCGUGCCCUACUGGCUGGCAGGGGCCAUGACCGCUGGUUUGACAAAUCCUUCACUCUAAUUGUCUUCUCCAACGGGAAGCUGGGCCUCAGCGUGGAGCACUCGUGGGCCGACUGCCCCAUCUCAGGACACAUGUGGGAGUUCACUCUGGCCACGGAAUGUUUUCAGCUGGGCUACUCGGCAGAUGGCCACUGCAAGGGGCAUCCUGAGUCGUCGCUGCCCCAGCCCCAGCGGCUACACUGGGACCUUCCAGAAAAGAUCCGUCUGUCCAUCUCUCUAGCCCUGAGGGGAGCCAAGACCUUGUCUGGAAACAUUGACUGCCACGUCUUCCCUUUCUCCCACUUUGGCAAGAGCUUCAUCAAACGCUGCCAUCUCUCUUCAGACAGCUUCAUCCAGGUGGCCUUGCAGCUGGCCCACUUCCGGGACAGGGGUGAAUUCUGCCUGACUUAUGAGUCGACCAUGACUCGCUUGUUCCUGGAAGGCCGGACAGAGACGGUGCGGUCUUGCACGAGGGAGGCCUGCAACUUCGUGAGAGCCAUGGAGGACAAAGAGAAAACAGAACCCCAGCGCCGUGCUCUGUUCCGCCUGGCGGUGGAAAAGCACCAGGCUCUGCUGAAGGCAGCGAUGAGCGGACAGGGAGUCGACCGCCACCUCUUUGCGCUCAACAUCGUGUCCGAAUUUCUGCACUUACGGUCGCCCUUUCUGGACCAGGUUCACUCGGAGCAGUGGCCUCUGGCCACCAGCCAGAUCCCUGUUCAGCAAAUCCACCUAUUUGAUGUCCACAAUUACCCUGACUAUGUUUCCUCUGGUGGUGGAUUUGGGCCUGCCGAUGACCAUGGUUAUGGCGUUUCGUACAUCUUCAUGGGGGAUGACACCGUCACCUUCCACAUCUCCAGCAAAAAAUCUAGCACAAAAACGGACUCCCACCGACUGGGGCAGCACAUUGAGGACGCACUGUUGGAUGUGGCCUCCCUCUUCCAGGACGGGCAGCGUCCUAAGCCCAGGUGCAGAGGGUUACAGGAGGAGCACACGGGGCACAGGGGUGGCUCUCUCCCCUGCCACAGGAUGGGCUCCAGGGCACCCACGAAAUCCACCAACUUUUGACCCCUCCCUGCAGGGAGCUGGUCUCCCCAAGAGCUAGAGAGAGGGUCUCUACACCUGGGCUGGUACAGGACAGAGGUGGCCUGUUUGGGUUUGGAAAAUCCCACAUCUGGUCCAAUAAAGAUGCAUAAGCUGGG
Messenger RNA from Callorhinus ursinus (northern fur seal), 2850 nucleotides. It is a transcript of the gene CPT1C, whose product is annotated as carnitine palmitoyltransferase 1C. NCBI's taxonomy places the organism in Eukaryota, Metazoa, Chordata, Mammalia, Carnivora, Otariidae. Gene Ontology annotation, biological process: carnitine metabolic process; fatty acid metabolic process. Gene Ontology annotation, molecular function: carnitine O-palmitoyltransferase activity. Gene Ontology annotation, cellular component: mitochondrion. The record is from RefSeq and is a predicted model, not a curated record.